Molecule: messenger RNA, 1089 nt
Organism: Lodderomyces parapsilosis
Lineage: Eukaryota; Fungi; Ascomycota; Pichiomycetes; Serinales; Debaryomycetaceae
Gene: DES1
Product: Des1p
Exons: 1
Coding region: 1-1089 (362 amino acids)
Biological process (GO): ceramide biosynthetic process
Cellular component (GO): membrane
Molecular function (GO): sphingolipid delta-4 desaturase activity
Source: RefSeq, a predicted model, not a curated record
AUGGCCUCUUCAAUCAAACAUAGAUCUUCAGAACAGACAUUCACGUUUGUAACCCCACCAGCAGAUGCUUCUAUAGAAGUGUUGAACGAUUUCUACUGGACCAAUGAAGCUGAACCACAUGCGCUUCGAAGGAAAUUGAUUCUUGCAAAGCAUCCAGAAGUCAGAAAACUCACUGGGUAUGAACCAAAAACGAAAUGGUAUGUCAUGUUGGUGGUUCUUUUACAGUUGUCGGUGGCUCUCUACCUUCGAAACACGCCCGUUUUGUCAUGGAAGUUUGUCGGUUUGGCAUAUGUUAUUGGCGCUACUGCAAAUCAAGCCAUCUUUUUGGCGAUACACGAGUUGAGUCACAAUCUAUUGUUCAAAAAGCCAUUGCAUAAUAAGUUGUUUGCCAUUUUUACCAAUAUCCCAAUCGGAAUCCCCUAUUCAGCUUCGUUUCAGCCAUAUCACCAAUUGCACCAUAAAUUCCAAGGAGAUGAAUAUUUGGACACUGAUUUGCCAACUAGAUUUGAGGCUAUAAUAUUGUCCAAUUUAUUGGGAAAGGUGUUUUUUGCAACUUGUCAAAUCUUUUUCUACGCUUUGAGGCCAAUGUUUAUUACCCAGAUUAAAUUCACCUAUAUCCAUUUGUUGAAUGUUGUGCACCAACUUGUAUUUGAUUAUUUCUGGGUAAAAUAUUUUGGAUGGAAAAGCUUUGCUUAUUUUAUUAUGAGCUCCUUUUUGGCGGGCUCAUUGCACCCAUGUGCUGGUCAUUUCAUUGCUGAGCAUUAUGUGUUGAAUGAAAACAACAAACCAAGGGGGAAAGAUAUACCCGUUCCUGCAGAGACAUACUCCUACUAUGGAUCCCUCAAUUUAGUCACUUGGAAUGUUGGUUACCAUAACGAACAUCAUGAUUUUCCAUACGUUGCUUGGACAAAGUUGCCUGAACUUCGACGCAUUGCUGCCGACUUUUAUGAUCCAUUACCGAAAGUUGAAAGUUGGUGUGGAGUCAUUUGGUGGUUUAUAUUCAACGAUGUAAACACGCUAUGGAACAGGGUCAAGAGAAAGGGAAAAGAAAAACAUGGACACAAAAUAGAUAAUCUAGAUGACAAUUAA